ACGUUGAUUUCAGAUACGUUAUUCAACAAUAGCUGUACAGUGGCAACGUUACCGGCAUUUCAGGGAACUGGCAAUUGGCAAACAGCCGCUUGAAUUAGGAUUUACAAAUGGCUUCACACUCUCAGAACGACGUUUCAACCGGCUUUCGGGAUGAAUUCAAGUCUUUUGCCACAGAUGCCAUACACGUUGGCCAGGAACCGGAGCAGUGGAAGUCAAUGGCCGUUGUGCCACCAAUAUCCCUUUCAACCACGUUCAAACAGUAUGGUCCAGGAAAUCAUGCAGGGUUUGAAUACAGUCGAAGUGGAAACCCCACAAGAAAUUGCCUUGAGAGAGCUGUAGCAGCCCUGGAUGGUGCUCAACACUGUAUGGCUCUGGCUUCUGGCUUGGCUGCCACAAUGACGAUAACGCAUUUGCUGAAGGCAGGAGAUGGGAUUGUGUGCAUGAAUGAUGUUUACGGAGGAACCAACCGAUACUUCAGAAGGAUAGCUUCUGAAAUCGGUAUGGAUGUUUCCUUUGCGGACUGUACGAAGCCUGAAGUUUUAAAAUCUGCUCUUAAACCAAACACAAAGCUGGUAUGGAUCGAAACCCCAACCAAUCCUACCAUGAAAGUUGUGGACAUCAAAGCCUGUGCUGAGAUUGCACACCAGCACAAUAAGGACAUUGUUGUUGUUGUGGACAACACAUUCAUGUCAGCUUUCUUUCAGCGCCCCCUGGCUUUGGGAGCUGAUAUCUGCAUGUACUCUGCAACAAAGUACAUGAACGGUCAUAGUGACGUUGUCAUGGGUCUUGUCUCUGUUAACAGGGAGGAUUUAUAUGAUCGACUGAAGUUUUUGCAGAAUGCUCUUGGGCCUGUGCCGUCCCCAUUUGACUGCUACCUGUGCAACCGGGGCCUGAAGACCCUCCACCUCAGGAUGAGGCAACACUUCAAGAAUGCCCUCGCUGCGGCUAAGUUCCUGGAGGCUGACCCCAGGGUGGACAGGGUCAUUUUCCCUGGUCUGCCCUCCCACCCGCAGCACGAGCUGAUGAAGAGGCAGUGCACUGGCUGCCCAGGGAUGAUCACCUUCUACAUCAAGGGCAAACUGGAGCACGCCACCACCUUCCUUAGCAACCUCAAGUUGUUUGCACUCGCUGAAAGCCUUGGGGGUUAUGAAAGUUUGGCAGAGCAUCCGGCAAUCAUGACCCAUGCAUCAGUGCCUGAAGAGGAGAGGGUUGUUCUGGGCAUCAGCGACACCCUCAUCCGCUUGUCCGUGGGCCUGGAGGAGGAGCAGGACAUUAUUGAUGACCUGGACCAAGCCCUUGCUGCUGCUCAUCCGAAGAAGAAAUGAGUUCUGCCCACGUGCGUUGGACUGAUGGCUUUCAUCUUGCUGCUGGAUAGAUGUUCCUUAUGCACUUUCCUGAGGAACGUGUCCAGAGGAGAGCUUCUAUGCACAUAUGAACGCGCUCAUCAGGGAACAACACCUCAAUAAACAAAAACAUUCUUUAAUUCACACAUUUUACAUAAUGAUGACAAAAACAGGGCUACUAGAAUACACAAGUCUUUUUUUUCCUCAAAUUGUA
Alosa sapidissima (American shad) is the source of this 1557-nucleotide messenger RNA. Its product is annotated as cystathionine gamma-lyase-like. The record is from RefSeq and is a predicted model, not a curated record. Bases 108 to 1325 code for a protein of 405 amino acids. The transcript is spliced from 12 exons. Gene Ontology annotation, molecular function: pyridoxal phosphate binding; cystathionine gamma-lyase activity. Lineage: Eukaryota; Metazoa; Chordata; Actinopteri; Clupeiformes; Clupeidae. Gene Ontology annotation, cellular component: cytoplasm. Gene Ontology annotation, biological process: transsulfuration.